Molecule: messenger RNA, 669 nt
Organism: Penicillium taxi
Lineage: Eukaryota; Fungi; Ascomycota; Eurotiomycetes; Eurotiales; Aspergillaceae
Exons: 1
Coding region: 1-669 (222 amino acids)
Source: RefSeq, a predicted model, not a curated record
AUGGUGAUGCCUAUUCAAACGCGCAUACCUACUAUGGCACUCACCAAGCCUACUCUGGCUGGUGCUGUCGCCAGCACCGAACCCGCCAUGCCAAACUUCUCGUGGAGUGGCAGCGAGUGUUCCCUGCGAUCUCUCUCGACUCUGUCAAACCCAUCUGCUCCUCCCCCUACACCAACAGACUCACUUUACGACAUCAACCCCCGCAAAUCAUCGUUCUCAAGCGAAUAUGGAAUGGGCGCAGCGUGUGCCUUCCCAUCAUGGCCGACGCGUCUAUCACUAUCGAGCACCGACCCAAGCGAGAGCUUCGUUAACAACGCCUUUCUCUCCGACGAAGACCUACUAUGGAUGCCAGAGAACUCGGCAUGCGACACCCUGCUCGAGGAACCCGAGCCCGAAUUCCCCACAUCAAUGAACGUUGAGCAACAAGUACAACGUGCCCGAGCAGUUGCCGCUGCCGAAGAGCAGGAUCGCGCUCGGUUCAUGGCUAAGGUCAAUGCGCAUGCCAUAGCUUAUCAAGCUUUGCGACAUGGCAAGAGCCCGAAGAAUACUGUCAGUGUGAGUGUGAAUGAGCGCGAACGCAUCGUCCCUACAGCCAAGCGCAACAAGAAGCGCCCGGUCCUCGGUGCCAAACGACGCGCCCAGUCUUCCUCUAAGGUGCCCACCGUCUAG